Molecule: messenger RNA, 2471 nt
Organism: Microplitis mediator
Lineage: Eukaryota; Metazoa; Arthropoda; Insecta; Hymenoptera; Braconidae
Gene: Vha16
Product: V-type proton ATPase 16 kDa proteolipid subunit c
Exons: 4
Coding region: 314-811 (165 amino acids)
Biological process (GO): proton transmembrane transport
Cellular component (GO): proton-transporting V-type ATPase, V0 domain
Molecular function (GO): proton-transporting ATPase activity, rotational mechanism
Source: RefSeq, a predicted model, not a curated record
ACUCAUCACAUGACGUCGAAUAUCUCUUGGGUCUAGAGUAAGAGAUAGUGGGUCUGGUUUAAAUAAAAAAAGAUAAAAAAUCCAGUACAUACUCAAGUAAACUCUUGAUUGAAUUGAUACCGCGACUACUGACAGUACAGUUUAAUUUUUUAAAAAUUUAUAUCCACAAUUACAUUUACCGUCACUACGUUAACGUACACCAGGACCAGGUCUACUGUCUUGUCUUGUCUAGUUUAGUGACGACAUCGUGGGUGUGAUUGUUACGUGUUACGACAACCUUUUUAUUUGUGGUUUUUUUUAAAUAAUAUUCAAAAUGAGCACACCCUCAGUACUUCCAGAACAGAAUCCGAUCUACGGACCAUUUUUCGGUGUAAUGGGCGCUGCCUCCGCCAUUAUAUUUUCCUCGCUGGGAGCGGCGUAUGGAACCGCGAAGGCUGGAACGGGAAUCGCAGCGAUGUCUGUGAUGAGACCAGAAUUGAUAAUGAAAUCGAUAAUUCCAGUUGUUAUGGCUGGUAUUAUUGCAAUUUAUGGUUUGGUCGUCGCUGUAUUGAUUGCUGGACAAUUGGGGGAACCUUCUGGUUACUCCUUGUAUCAAGGUUUCAUUCACUUGGGUGCUGGUCUAGCAGUAGGAUUUGCCGGUCUGGCCGCUGGUUUCGCUAUUGGAAUAGUUGGUGACGCAGGAGUAAGAGGAACAGCCCAGCAGCCGCGUCUCUUCGUCGGUAUGAUUCUUAUCCUCAUCUUCGCCGAGGUACUCGGUCUCUACGGUCUCAUCGUCGCCAUCUAUCUCUACACAAAAGGAGGAGCAAAGUAAUUAUCCAAACCCGCUUACUGCCGCCUGGUCUACAUCUCAAAGAAAAAAAAAACAAUAACAGUAACAGUAACCAUCAACUAAAAAAAUUAUUUUCGACGCUGAUACCGUCGCUCUCAUAUCCGAUAUUAUUUCCAGUGAUCGAAUUACAAUAAUUUUUAAAUAAUUAUCGAUUGUAAAUUUAUAAUUCCCAUGUAGAUAUUUUUUUAAUUACCAAUUAAACAGGCGGCAUUAAUUUUAAUUAUCGUUAUUAUUAUUAUUAAAUUUUUUUUUUUAAUUUUAAUAUUAAAAAAUAUUUUGUCACAAAUCAGGCCACUGUAAAAAAAAAUUCUUUUUUUUAAAUUAAUUAAUUGAUUGAUUGAUUAAUCAAUUAAUUAAUAUAUUUAGCACAAUUAAAAUAAAAUAAUAAUUGUAUUACAUGUAAAUUUAAUUAAUAGAAAUUUAUAAAUUCUCUAAAUGUGAAGAAAAAAAAAAUUAUUAGAAAUUAAUUUUUUUUUUUUUUUUUUUUAAUUUUAAUUUUAAUUAAUGAUUAAUAAUUAAUGAAUGUAUGAUAGUAUUAAGUCAAUUUGAGAGGCUUGACAUAAUGAAUUUGAUUAUAUCAUUUAUUUGAAAUAAUAAUUAAUUGAUGAAAUUAAUUACGGAGGCCAGUAAUUAAUUUUUGAUGAUUAAUUGGUUCAUUAUGUCAUGUUAAUGUAAAUUAAUAAAAUUGAUUAAAAUAAAUAUUAAUGACGGAUUGAAAAUAAAAGAAAUAAUUUGCAUUGUACAUUCCAUUGAAUUUUGAGUACAGAGCGAGAUUCAAAUAAAUUGGUAUCGAAAUUUGAAGAUCGAUAUAUCGAAAUUUAAAAAUCGAUUAUUUUUAGUGAUAAUAUUGAUAAUAAUUGAGAAUAAAAAUUUAAAAUUCGAUAUAUCGAAAUUUUGAGAUUGAUAUAUCGAAUUGCAUAUCGAUUAUUUUUCACGAUAGCGAUCAGAAUAAUCGAUAAAAAUUAAAAAAUCGAUAUAUCGAAAUUUUGAGAUCGAUAUAUCGAAGUUUCAAAAUCGAUACAUCGAAUUGCAUAUCGAUUAUUUUUCAUGAUAAUCGAUGGUUAAUAAUAAUUAAAAAAUUAAUAUAUCGACAUUUUAAAAUCGAUACAUCGAAGUUUUAAAAUCGAUGGAUCGAAGCUGUAAGAUCGAUAUAUCGAAGCAUUAAUACUAAUAUCUGAUAUUAAAAAAAAUUUAUAUAAUUACAUUUGAAAGUCGAUACAUCGAUAGUUAAACAAUCGAUCAAUCGAAUGACUAGAAUCGAUUUUGAAAUGAUCGAUGUAUCGACUGAAUAAAAUCGUUAUAUCAAAGUUUGAAUAAUAUAUAUAUAUAUAUAUAUAUAUAUAUAUAUAUAUAUAUGAUAUGAAUACAGUCCAUGUAUCGAAAUUUAAGAAAUCGAUGCAUUGAACUACUAAAAUCGAUAUAUCGAAAUUCAAAUAAUCGAUUAAUUGAAUGACUAAAAUCGAUUUAAAUAAUCGAUAUAUUUACCAACUAAAUUUGAUAUUUCGAAGUUUGGAUAAUCGAUACAUCGAACUAUUAAAAUCGAUAUAUCGAAGUUUAAAUAAUCGAAUAAUCGAACUUCAAGUUUCGAUAUGAGAAAUGAAGAAAAAAUCACUUUAUCAGUCUCAAAAAAUAAACAAUCGAA